GUUAAUCUUAUGAUGAAAUCUACCUAACUGAAGGUUGAAAAAAAAGAAUUUCACACGCUGCACAAAGUCAGUCAACAAAAUUCCAGCGACAAGUUAAAGCAAUCAAACCCCAAACCCUACCGCCACCGCAAUGCAGCCGGACUCCGACUUGCCUCCGCUCGCCGCCAUCAAGGUCCGCUCCUCCUCUCCGCGCUUCCCUCCCCCAACCACCCCUCUCUCCACCGAAACCCCUACCGCCAACGCUCAGCGCAAGAUCGGCAUAGCCGUCGAUCUCAGCGACGAGUCUGCCUUCGCCGUGAAGUGGGCCGUCCACCACUACAUCCGCCCCGGGGACGCCGUCAUUCUGGUCCACGUCCGCCCCACCUCCGUCCUCUACGGGGCCGAUUGGGGCUCCGUCGACCUCUCCAUCGUCGACACCGAGAACGAGGAGUCGCAGCGGAAGCUCGAGGACGAUUUCGAUACGUUCACCACCACUAAGGCGUCCGACCUCUCGCAGCCGCUCUUGGAUGCACAAAUCCCCUUCAAAAUCCACAUUGUGAAGGAUCAUGAUAUGAAGGAGCGGCUCUGCUUGGAGGUGGAGAGGCUUGGGCUGAGUGCCUUGAUUAUGGGGAGCCGGGGAUUCGGUGCCACCAAGAGAGGAAGCGACGGGAGGCUCGGGAGCGUCAGCGAUUACUGCGUGAGGCACUGCGUCUGUCCUGUUGUUGUUGUGAGAUAUCCUGAUGAGAAGGAUAACGCUGGAGGGGGAGAGGAGCCUGUCGUGUCGGUUGCUUCUGCUGCCGAGGAUGAGGAUGAGCCUGAGUAUCAUGAUGCGUCCGAUGGUAGAAAAGAUUCCUAAUUACAACCUGUCUUCAAGGCUCUAUUUCAUGGACACAGGUCUGUAUUUAUUUUCUUUGAGUUUUCGCUGCCAAUAUUACCAUAUUCUAGUCCUAUAUAUUAUAAAAAAGCUGUUUUCCUGGAGUGUGUUGCUUUAUGCUGUGAAAUUCUGAUGAUUAUUCUGUGCCUUGUUUUUGCAGCACAUAAAAGGCAUCUUAGCAAGCAGUAUUUCAUUUUAUGAGAUUUGACAAUGUAAUGCCAUUUCAUUGCUACUUUAUCACAUCUUAUGUAACAUUUUUACAUGUAUCCUAGCGGUAUCUUAUGUGCUGAGUGUGCGUAACAUCUCAUUGCCUUCUGCAAUAUGUAAAUCACUGUUAGUUUCUGUAUACCUCAGGAUUUCUUCUCCUUACUUUUGUAUCAGUUUGAUGUUUGAGAUA
Messenger RNA from Salvia miltiorrhiza (redroot sage), 1250 nucleotides. RefSeq names its product universal stress protein PHOS34-like. The record is from RefSeq and is a predicted model, not a curated record. The transcript is spliced from 2 exons. Bases 131 to 835 code for a protein of 234 amino acids. Lineage: Eukaryota; Viridiplantae; Streptophyta; Magnoliopsida; Lamiales; Lamiaceae.